AUAUAAAAUUAAACGUAAAUGGUAAAUCGACCCGUGGAAUUUGUGUAUAAAUAUUAAUAGUGACUCGAAGAUAACGAUUAUUAUUUUAUGUUAGGUCUUAUUAUUCAAGCUAGAAGAAAGAAAGAUGAUUUUUUAAAAGGAAUACCAGAAGAAGAUUGGGAAAUAUGCUUUAAACAUGUAUUAGAUGGACCCAUAACCAAGUUCUCAAAGAGCGCAGAAGAUGAUGGACCGGUUCAAUUUGGUGUACUUUAUCAUAAACUUGAAGAAGAUCAUAUUCGACAUUAUGUCCGCGUUUAUUAUAUAUCAAAUAUGAAAUAUGAAUAUAAAAAUGCUAUAUUACCCGGUACAACAAAGAUCAAUGCAAUUUCUAUUGAGCAAGACUCUAUAUUAUAUUCUCGUGAUCCUGAUUCAUAUAGAUUUCGAGUAGCUAUUUUCCCUUCUAACUUACUUUUACCACCUCACUCUGAAAAUUCGAACAUGAUUUCAUUAAUAGAAUCAAGUCAAACAGGUGAUCCAGUACAAGUCUUUCAUCAGCCUAGUCAAACUGAGUCACAUGCAAAUUUAGUAUGCAAACUAUAUUCUCCAAAUAUCAACACAUAUCGUGUAUUCACAUUAGAUAUACACAAAACUAAACAUUUAUUCCAUACAAAUGUUUCUAUUGUCGAUGGUCGAAUUUCACAAAAAGAGAAGAAUCAAAUAAAGAGUAUAGAAAAGUGGAUUCCAAGAGAUCAUUUAAAUUCAGAUGAUAGUACAAUGAUGGAUGAAAACUUAGAAUAUAUGGCCUUUGUAGAUGGAGCUCAUUUCCAUCAGGAACGUAUUACUAUUCAUAUGCCAACACCUGCUAUUUCUCGGUCAAGAGAAUCAAAAACGAUUGUUGUAUCACUCUUAAGAAAUGAUUUUCAAACAUUAGAUUAUACGGACAAAUUAAAUGCUUUAUUAAAGGAUCCUUAUGAAAGACGUUAUUUAUAUAGAAAUGAAGACAAGAGUCUAUUAAAUGAAUUUUAUCAUACUAUGCAAGUACCUGAUUCAGUGGUAGGAUAUAGUAACGACUAUGAUACCACAAUGAGUGAUAUUCGAGGUGUCCAACUGAAUAAUGAAGGAACAUUAUUAGCUAUUUGGACAGAUUCAAAUUCAAUAUAUAUCUAUAAGCGUGGAUUGAGUGAUAGAGCAAAGAUAGCAAGUCCACAUUACUUGGAGAGACCAUUAAGAUGGAAUUUAAGGAUGAUGAUGAUGCCUAAAGAAAGUUAUAUAGGGUCAAUUACACCUAUAGGUGCUGUUUUAUUUUGGAAUAAAAAUGGAUCAAAUUAUAUAUCUGUAGGCAUGAAGAAUCAAAUUGUGAAUACAUAUCUAAUUGAUGAAAUAAAGGAUCAACACUAUUCUUCAACUAAUUUUAAAGCCUUUUUAAAAGAGAAAUGGGAUUUAUGGAUAAUCAUGUCUAUGAUUGUCAUGAUUUUUGUUCUAAAUGAAUACAAGACAUACCCUGCUGUUUAAAUCUAUAUUUGCUAUACAAACACAAUAGUGACGAUAUAUUUUAUAAUUUUAGCCAAGAAGAUAUUUCGGUAAAAUCAAAUCAUAUUUUUAGUAUACUUCAUUCUCUCAACUAUAAUAAAUCAAAGUUAGUAAAUCUUAUUUUAAUUACUAAAACCUGUAAUAAAGAACUUGGU
Cokeromyces recurvatus is the source of this 1664-nucleotide messenger RNA. RefSeq lists its product as uncharacterized. Bases 88 to 1491 code for a protein of 467 amino acids. The transcript is spliced from 9 exons. The record is from RefSeq and is a predicted model, not a curated record. Lineage: Eukaryota; Fungi; Mucoromycota; Mucoromycetes; Mucorales; Mucoraceae.